AUGGCUUGUGUUGUUAGGAUCGCACGCGUUGUGGGCAAUAAGUGGAUUGAUUCGAUAAGGCUCAAUACUUUUGGUCGCACAUUUUCCUUGUUCAAUGGAUUCUCUCAACUGGAUUUUUUGCCCCCUGAAUAUGUUAUGCCUCUCUCGUCAACUCACAAUGUGUUGAUCGUACAGCCAGUCGUACAGAAGGCUGAACUCCGCCGUCAACUUGAUCUGAAUGCCAGCUCGGCCGGUGCCAUGGAGUUGGGUCAGAUGGUGAAAGGUCCUAACGAGCAGGAGGCGCGAUCCCUGGUGGAUUCGUUGAAUGGAUGGACGGUAGAGGAUGUGGUGUACAUGAACGUACGAUCCGGAGGACUGCGCAAUGACCAGUUCUUCUCCAAAGGAGUGUGGCAUGAUCUCACUGCCCUCGUGAAGCACCGUCUGAUGCCAUCGUCCGACGAGUCCCGCCAGCCCAUCACCGCCAUCUUUGUCAACUGGCGGCAGCUCAGAAUCAAUCAGCUCAUCGAGAUGCAAAAAACCUGGCGGUGUCCCGUCUUCGAUCGGUACACGCUGGUGGUGCAGCUCUUCCUGUUGCGCGCGCGGUCCCGCGUGGCACGGGCACAGGCGCAGCUGGCUGAGCUUAGCUUCGUGCGCAGUCGCCUCGCAGCCGACGCUACCGCAGCUUCUGCUAGGGCUCCCUCAAGGGUGCGUAAUCUCGACCACCUUCGGCGAGUCCUCGAUGAACAGAAACACAAACUGACGACAAUAUUAAUGGAAGAGGAAAGGCGAAAAGAGCUCAAUAGGACAAAGCGCCGCCAAAGAACGCUUAAUCGACUCCCUGUGGUAGCAGUCAUUGGGUACACGAACGCCGGGAAGACCAGUUUAAUUCGAGCCCUUUCGGGAUGUUCGAGAAUGAUAGCCUCUCCACGGGUGUUUACCACCCUCGAUGUGACCCAUCACGCUGCUCGCCUUCCUACACCCAUUGACGUCGGAAGUGAAGGUGUCGGGGGCGUGGGAACCCCUGGACUUCGACUGCUCCUGCUCGACACUAUCGGCUUCAUGGCUGAUCUCCCCCGGGACCUUAUCGCAGCCUUUAGGGCCACCCUCAUUGAAUGUCUCGAUGCUGAGAUAAUCCUCCAUGUAAUUGACGCCAGUAAACCAAACUGGCAGAAGUUUGCAGCCUACAUCGAGCGUGUUCUUAGAGAUGGGGGAAUCCAUGUCCGACGUCCAGGUGAGCUGGCGCCGACAACAGACAGGCAAGGCUGUAUCUCUCCCUUCCUCAUUCGCAUUGGCAACAAGUUGGAUCUCGGCAUUAUUACUGAUUCCUCUUUGAAGUCUUCCUCGAUGCAACUUGAUGUAGAGGUGUCCUGUAUUCGUAAUACCGGUAUCGUCGAACUCGGCAGUCUUAUCGAAUCCUGCCUCAUUUCUGGUUUCGGCUGGUCCAAACGAAAACUCCGUAUACCACAGGGCAGUGAAACUCUUAGAUGGCUUUAUGCUAACGCGAUGGUGGUGCGAGUGUCAAGUUGUCCUGAGGACGCAGAGAAACUCAUCUGUGAAGUGAUCUUCAACGAGGCCAUUUGGAAUCGUUUUAAGUCACAAUUUGCAUCGAUUUUGUGCAGCAAAUAA
This is a messenger RNA of Echinococcus granulosus, 1605 nucleotides long. RefSeq names its product Putative GTP-binding protein 6. The coding region runs from base 1 to 1605 and encodes 534 amino acids. The record is from RefSeq and is a predicted model, not a curated record. Gene Ontology annotation, cellular component: cytoplasm. Gene Ontology annotation, molecular function: ribosome binding; GTP binding. NCBI's taxonomy places the organism in Eukaryota, Metazoa, Platyhelminthes, Cestoda, Cyclophyllidea, Taeniidae. The transcript has 10 exons.